AUCGGACGAGAAUUGUGGUGUACCUAUCAGGAAGUGACGGUGACAAGUACUGUCACAGAAGUAAAUUCUGGAUUCGUUCUUAUUUAUUUAAUCUUGAGAUUAAAAACAAACAAACAAACAAACAAACAAAAAAAUGUCAUCUGAUUUUGAGACAUACGAGCAGGAUUUCGGGACCCUGACAGCUGAAAUAACGAGCAGGAUUGUAAAGAUUCCUAAAUUGGCUGGAGUCUGCUCUGAUGGAAAUGACCCAGAAGAUGAGAAAAAGAACAUGGUUGUAAGUGUUGAGAAGCAGCUAGAAGAAGCCAGAGAGCUACUGGAGCAGAUGGACCUUGAGGUGCGGGAGAUCCCAGUCCAGAGUCGAGGCAUGCACAGCACCAGGCUUAAGAGCUACAAACAGGAGCUGGAGAAACUUGAGAAGGAUUUUAAAAGGUCACGCAUCGCCUACAGUGACGAGGUGCGGGACGAGCUCCUGGGGGAUGAUGGGAAUUCCUCGGAGAGUCAGUUGAUAAAGUUACGUGACGAGAGAGCACAUCUGUUGGAUAACGCUGAAAAGCUGGAAAGGUCAUCCCGAAGACUGGAAGCUGGCUACCAGAUAGCUGUGGAAACUGAGCAAGUUGGCCAGGAAAUUUUAGAAAAUCUGCACCACGACAGAGAGAAAAUACAGCGAUCCAGAGACAGGCUUCGUGAAACAGAUGCCAAUCUGGGAAAGAGUUCCAGGAUCCUCACAGGAAUGUUGCGAAGGUAAGAACAAGUGCUUUUAAAUAGGUAGAAGCAGAUGCUGGAGUAAUUGAUGCUUUGACGACCAAACUCUUGGGAGAAAUAAUGGAAUCCGCCCCUUGCCACAACACAUGAAUCCAAAUAAUUGUUACCAAUUUUUUAAAAAGGAUUUCCUGUGAGAGAUUUGGCACAUGAAUUGGUUUGUAUAAUAGUGGAUCACAGUGAUCCGUCUGGCCUUGUCUAUCAGUGUAUUCAACUCAAAUCCCUUUGGUUCUGCUCGCUUAUGUGCUAUACAAAUUAAUAAUGCCUUGUUAUUAAUAAUUCCCUAUUUAAUGUCUUCAUAUUAUUUAAAGCAGACUUAGUCAUGCAGCAACUAGGAAGAGUUUAGCUGGCAGAAAGCACACGGGAGAAGUGAGAGUGUAUUAAAAUGCAGCUUAAAGUGUAAGUAGCAGGGUUUGAGAUCUGUCCUUUAAAUCACUGCAGGAAGGAAAAAAACACAAGUCCUCGGGCUUUUCUGUUCCGUACCACAUCAUGGAUCGUUAUUGCUGUACCUGUUUGACAAUGUGGGCAAUAAUCCUUCCACUAUCAGUGCACUACAGCGGCCAUUUUGAAAAGAGCUUUGAAACAGACUUUAAAGUUAUAAGCGUAAAAAGUUGCCAGAAAAUAAAAAUGACAGGUACGUUAUUUAAACAGUUGUAGCAACACCUGGGGGCUAUAUUUUUGGAACCCCACUACUUACUCUUUGAAAUGGAAAAUUAAAUUCCAGUAUUAUUGUUUUUAUUUUAAAAUCCCUAUCAGGCACGGUCACUCUACUGUAAAGUUGUUUGUAACACUCCAGUUUAUUCUGUGCUCAUUUAUGAGUGCUUUUUAAAAAAAAUGAAGCGCUGUAGUAGCAGCUCAUUUAAUUGCACAAUGCAUGCUAACAACUUGCUAUUUCUUUUCAAAUAAGCUUAUAAAAUGAACUCUUGAAGUUUCUAAUGAUACAUCUAUGUAAGAUGUAUAGGAAGUUAUAGAUGAAGAUAGAAAAUCUAUGUUUCAAUAUUGUUUGGCAGUACAGUAUAUCCUUUGGUUUCAAUAGAAUACAAACUUCAGUAACAGUGUUUUUAUUUAAAUUAAAGAAAAGGUGUGUCAAGAUGUUUGUAUCUCGUCACCAAGCAUUUCCAUGACUGAUGUCUGAAUUACAUAUUCAAUUCUGGCUUGCAGUAUCAUGCUUAAUUACAGCCUACAGCCCUAUGGCUGUGUUGUAUUUUAUCUGUUUGUUGUGGAAAGGCAGCAUUCUGAAAUUGCAUUUUAUACAAUAUUUGUAUCAUAUCAUUUAAUAAAGGUUUUUUUUUUUUGUUUUGUUUUUUUUUUUAAAUAACAGUAAUACACAGCAGGAAUCUCAUACUCCAGUUUAACCCUUGCAGAUUUUCUAAAACACCUCUUCAUGAAUCUACGCAAACGCACCUUUCUUUUGAGCUCUGAUUGUAUCCCUACGUAUUUUAAACAAUGUUUUGAAACCCCUAAAAAAUGUUUGUUGUUGUCUGUUUAUCCUGCCACCUGAGGGGGAAUGUGUAUUAUGGAUGACAUUGUAAUACCGCACCGGAAGUGAAUAUAUUAUGAGGUGUCAGGGCCAGAGUGAAAAUGAAAUUAUCUUCAUUAAAACGAGGGACUUUCUAGAAAGCAGUUAUGCUAAUAAGCCCUUCCAGGAGCAAGCGUGCGUUUUUAGAGAGCUGCAUUGUAUUGUCCAAUAAUUACAUAUUACUGUAAAGAAAACGCACUUUAUAACAUCAGGAAUAGAUGAAUACGUAAAGGUUCACAUUGCACACAACAUCGAACACAGCCCAGAGCCACAUGCAGAUGGGUUAAUAAAGUGGGCCUGUUUUCUGUUUUUCAGCCGAGAACAAUAACGUACCAUGUUGCAAAACUAAAAUGCUUGUUAAAAAGCCUCCUGGUUCUGCCCUCCAUGUUCUUUUGUGUAAUAAUCUCAUGCCUUGCCAAGUCAUGCAGUUGGAAGGAUCUUGUUUCAGGUAGCAUAGCCAUCGGCUUCCAAAUAUGAAAAGAUUGCACCCAAAUAAACUGGCAGACAAGUACAUGCUUUGCAAAGGAAAGAACCCAGACCAGUUCAUUUGGUUUUGAGCCAAACAGGUAAUUUUCCCUUCAGCAUUUUUCUAGGUCGACGAAGACAGGUUGGGCAGGCACUGCAGUCACCCUGUCUCCACACUCUGCUAUGGCUUGCAUACCAGGGGCACAAUUUUAUUCCUGGAGACAGACAGGCAGAUGAUCUGAUUGGCAGAGCUCCAGAGCAUGCUCACAAAGGUUUCUUUGACAGUGGGUCAGUUGGUUAGCUGUACACCAGUAGCUAGAUUCUAACCUCCUUCUUAGAAAGUUCAGCAACAAUAAGUUAUAAUGAAGUUAUACAUAAAACUGAUAAUACACCAGUAUAUUGAUUUAACCGAUUCUACCAACAUAUUUAUUUUUCUUUUUGAAAAACGGUAUGUCCCUAUAAUUCCUUCUCAAUUCUUUUGGUUCAGAAUGUACCCACUUGUGAAAAGAAGACUUUUUUAAGUGGUCAGGAAUGACUAAGAUUAAAAUAAGAUUACAGAUGGGUGGGGGGGUCCUUGUUACCAAAUUUGCAUGAGAGAAAAAAACCCCAGGGAUGUCUGUUUGGCAAUAAAAUGUGUAACAGCAUCAUUUUUUUUGUUUUGUUUUAUACUCAUUUUAGUGAGAAGAUUAAUCAAAUGCAAAAACCCUCAUUUGAGCACAUAUGUCAGGAAGCAGUCAGCUAACAUACAUAUAAAAAGCAACUGGAGCGAUAUGAUUUUGAACUGAUUAUCUAGGUAUACAUAAUCUUCUGAUUAUUAUUCCACUUUCAGAUGGACAGAAAUUCUUGGCACAGGUUUUGUAUUCCCCAUAUACUGUGGUAUUUUGCAUAUGUGUGAUGUUUAAAUGUUGCAUUGUUAAUGCUUCUGAGUUAACCGGGAUUGGUUAGCCCUUUGGUGACCCAGGAGGUAUUUGCACGUUUGAUCACCGAGCAGGACUUCUAUUAAAACGAAAUACCAUUGAUUUAAAAAGGGAAGGGAAGGUGAAGAAAGCAGCAGUAUGGCUGUCAAGGGGGAUUACUGAAAUAUCAAAUUGUCUAGAGCCAUAGAAGCAUUGCCCUCUUGGCAGUGAGAGUGGAGACGCAUGGAGGUGCUAUUCAGGUAGUUAACCGAAUAUGCACCUGUGACAGGGUAGUCGUGUCACGUGUGUGGGUAACCGCGGAUAUGCAAGACAGAGACAUGGGAGUUGGAGUUGAAAUGCCGCUCAGGCACGCAAGAUUUAUUCACACACAAAAAAGUAAACACAACAGGUCAUGUGACGCUACCAGCGAUGAAAACGCACAGAGGAUACAUACAGCAAGCUGUACAAAAGGCAAAAUAAAACACUGUACAAAAACUUCAAAUAAAAGAUACUACACAGGGCGAGCGCUAGCCUUACUAAACGAGGCGUCUGGCUACAGGAACCUGCUACACUACAUAACCCUUGCUGUACAUUACUUGCGAUCAAUAUCCCCUAAACUAACCUACUUUGAGCCGGUAUUCAUAUGACGAUGCCUGCUUCUUCAUACGGCCUUGGCUGGGCAUUGCGUUCACAAGCACCACUUGCAGUUUCAGGGUUGCGUAGCUCUCGUUCCUCCAGAGCGGAUGCUCUCCUCCCGAGUGUACGCAGCGCCCCUCUGUGUAGCAUGGUGGUGCAGUCGCCCAGAACGAUCCCCACCGGAUGUUUUUAUGCUGACAGACACGCAAUCAAGACCCGCCCACCUGCUGAUUGAGGACUGGCACAGCCAAUCACUCGCAGCCCUUCCUCUCAACCAAACCUAGCAGGCAGCAAGUCUCAACUGAGCGCCUGUCUGCAAACAGUCAUUUAAUCAAACUUAACAACUCCAAAAAGCACACAAAACAAACCCAUUUCCACAUAUAAUUUAUGUGAUGACACAGCUCUCCAGUGGGAAGGCGCCUGGGAUAGAUGGCCUCCCCGCUGAGUUUUUCAAACAUUUCUGUACAGUGAUCGGGGAGGACUUCCAGGUGCUGAAGGAAAGUCUGGAGAGAAAAGAACUGCCUCUCAGCUGCCGCAGGGCAGUGAUCACACUGCUGCCUAAGAAAGGAGACCUCUGCCUUUUAAAGAACUGGAGACCUGUUUCGCUGUUAUGUGCCGAUUUGAAAAUAAUUUCCAAGUGUAUCGCAAAUAGGGUUAAGAAAUGUAUAGGUACUGUAAUACAUAGGGAUCAAACAUAUUGUAUCCCAGGAAGAUCUAUUUUUGAUAACCUGUUUUUAAUUCGAGAUUUUUUAACCCUGAGUGAAACAUGUCAUUUUAAUGUGGGAUUGGUCUCCCUUGAUCAAGAGAAGGCUUUUGAUAGGGUCGACCACACCUACCUUGUGAAAGUCCUGAGAGCCUUCGGGUUCAGGCUGGGGUCGCUCUUACACCUCUUGCAGGGGCUCCUGCAGAUUCUUGGGGUAAUUUUCAGCAAAGAUACUUUUAUUUUUGGGUUCCCCUAUAGUUUUAAAAAUAGGGAUAGGUGUGUUUUAAUUAAUUUUAUUUUAGGGCAGGCAAAAUUGGCCAUUUUAAAAUCUAGGAAAAAUAAGAUUUUAGAGGCAGGGCUAGCAGAUGCUGCCAGAUUAUUUCGUAUUUUAGUUGUCAGUAGGGUAAUGGUGGAUUUUAACUAUUUUAAAAUGGUCAGUAACCUGGAGGGCUUUCAGGAGAGGUGGUGUGUGGGAGAUGCCUUGUGCUCAUUGAGUAAGGAGAGAGAGCUCCUGUUUCUCUUUUAGUUAUUUAUGUAUAUUUUGUAUUGUUUUACAGUGUUUUUAUUAAUUUGGUAUUAAUCUAUUUUAUUGGAAAAACACUGUUUAGUUUUUUUAACAUAUGGGGUUUUUAUUUGUUUUUUUGUGUUUUAUUUACAUUUUAUGAUCCUUUUAUUUGUUUAAAAUCUGUUUUUAAAGGAGAACAUGAUGUUUUUUAGGAUUUUAUGCUGAUCCCCAGAGCCAGCAAGUAUCUUAAUUUGUUGUGUUUUACUUUUAUUAUUGUUAUUAUUAUUGUUAUUGUAUGGAUUUUAAUUGUAACGAAUUAAUAAAGGAUAGUAAAAGUCAUAGUCUCUCUCUCUCUCUCUCUCUCUCUCUCUCUCGCUUUGUCUCUCUCUCUCUCUCUGUCUCUCUCUCGCUUUGUCUCUCUCUCUCUCUCUC
Molecule: messenger RNA, 5915 nt
Organism: Acipenser ruthenus (sterlet)
Lineage: Eukaryota; Metazoa; Chordata; Actinopteri; Acipenseriformes; Acipenseridae
Gene: vti1a
Product: vesicle transport through interaction with t-SNAREs 1A
Exons: 10
Coding region: 134-745 (203 amino acids)
Biological process (GO): intracellular protein transport; retrograde transport, endosome to Golgi; vesicle fusion with Golgi apparatus
Cellular component (GO): endoplasmic reticulum membrane; late endosome membrane; Golgi apparatus
Molecular function (GO): SNAP receptor activity; SNARE binding
Source: RefSeq, a predicted model, not a curated record